CACCCCCAUGCCCCGCCCCAUCCCCAAGAUCUCCCUGCGCGACUUCGCCGCCCGGCGCGCCGAGAUCGGCGCGCAAAUCCUCGACGCGGCCGAAAACGUCGGCUUCUUCAUCCUCGUCGAGCAGGAGAGCCCGAGUAGGGGGGAUAUUGAGGAGAUGUUUGAGUUGUCAACCAAAUUCUUCGCUCUACCGGACGAGAUCAAAGGUCAAUGGCCCUUCAUCCGGGAGAAUAACACCGGCUGGGAGCGCGACGCGCAGGUCCGGCCAUCGACGGGUGUGGCAGACCCCAAAGAAUCCCUCCAGCUCCAAUGGUUCCGCCGGACCACCUACUGGCCGCACGCCCUGCCCACCCUCCCCGACUUCGAGGCGCGCGUCGCGCGGUUCCACGCCCAGGUGCACGAGCUGAGCAUGCAGAUCCUGGGCUUCUUCGCCGGCGCGCUGGGCUGGCCGGAGGGGUACUUCCGGGAGGCGCACGAUUUGGAUUACGGGGACGCGCUGUCGACGUUGAGGUUGUUGAGGUAUCAUGCGCAGGGGGAGGCGAAGGACGGUGCGGGUGCAUCCUCGAAGGACGGCGUAGGUGCAUCCAAGACAACACCGACGACGGGCCCACCGCCGAUGCGCGCGGGGGCGCAUGCCGACUUCGACGUCCUCACGCUGCUGUUCCAGCAGACCGGCGGCGACGGCCUCGAGGUCCUCCCCGGGCGCGAGGCGCACGGCACGUUCGACACGCUGCACAGUGCGAUGGGCGGGGGUGGGAGUGGGAGUGAAGGCAAGGACGCCGAAUGGACGCCCGUCCCCGCGCAAACGGGCGAGAUCACAGUCAACAUCGGCGACAUGCUCAUGUCGUGGAGCGACGACCGGUUCAAGAGCCUCAUUCAUCGCGUGCGCAUGCCGACGCCUGAGGAGAGUGGCAAGGCGAGGAAUAGCAUGGCAUACUUCACCCAGCCCCGCCCGCAGGUCAUCAUCCAGGGCCCGACGCGCAAGUACGCGCCCAUGACCGCGCAGGAGUACAUCCUCAGCGCGAUGCGCAAGUACUACAAGGCUACGCAGGGGCAGAAUGCGGAGGACAAGGUGCAGACUGAGGACUCGGAGAAGACAUCGGAGGAAACCCAGACGACAGAGAAGGCCGCACCUUUGGUCGCGGCGGCGGCCUGAAUACUGUAGACAAUUAGAGGGAGUCGGUAGCUUGCAAGUUUAUGGUAAAGUUCCAAAUUAAUGGUAAAGUUGCAGAAGCCGUCGUAUAGCACGCUGUGUCAUAGCCGAAUGAUUUUAUUGAGGAUCUGGC
This is a messenger RNA of Schizophyllum commune H4-8, 1283 nucleotides long. RefSeq names its product Clavaminate synthase-like protein. NCBI's taxonomy places the organism in Eukaryota, Fungi, Basidiomycota, Agaricomycetes, Agaricales, Schizophyllaceae. The transcript is spliced from 5 exons. The record is from RefSeq and is a predicted model, not a curated record. Gene Ontology annotation, molecular function: dioxygenase activity. Bases 8 to 1153 code for a protein of 381 amino acids.